GCUUGGCUGAGUGGGCUCGGAAGCGGCGAGCAGGAAGGAUUUGCUGAGUAAUUCUCAGCGUUUCGCUUCCUCCGUGUCCCGCCGUCCCUGCUCUCGCACCGCCCGGAGCAGGGGGGUCCGUGCCCCGUCUGUGGGGCGACGCAGGGCCGGGGUGUGGGCAGUGUUCCCCCAGCGAGGGGAGGACGCCGCUGUUUGUUACCUGCGGACCGAAACGCGGUGGGAUUUAUUUAUACGUCCCAGAGGAUGUUUCUUCCUGUAUCCGGAAAGCCGCGGUGGAGUGGCGGGGGCUGUUGCCGAGGUGUGCUGUGUUGAGGGAAACUGUUCCCAUGGCUUGUGGGGAGUGCAGCGCUUCCGCACUUGCUCGGGAUCCAGCACGUAGGAAUAUCAGCCACUUCCAGCACAGAGAACUGACGUGCAGAUAGCAGAACCCUGCUGCAAGGUGAAUCAUGAUUCCAGUCACCGAGCUGCGCUACUUUGCUGAUACUCAGCCAGCCUAUCGCAUCCUGAAGCCGUGGUGGGACGUCUUCACCGACUACAUUUCCAUCGUGAUGCUGAUGAUCGCCGUGUUCGGGGGGACGCUCCAGGUCACACAGGACAAAAUGAUUUGUUUGCCCUGUAAGUGGGUUACCAAAGACUCCUGCAAUGACACUGCCAGGGGAUGGACAGUGGCAGUCCCGGAGCGUACCUACUACAACACUAGUCUUGUUCCCUCUGCUGAUUCGGGGCCUACAGGGAUCCGAUAUGAUCUGGACCGGCACCAGUACAACUAUGUGGAUGCGGUGUGUUACGAGAACCGUCUGCACUGGUUUGCCAAGUAUUUUCCUUAUCUAGUGCUGCUACAUACCCUCAUCUUUCUGGCUUGUAGCAACUUCUGGUUCAAGUUCCCAAGGACCAGCUCCAAGCUGGAGCAUUUUGUGUCUAUUUUGCUUAAGUGUUUUGACUCUCCAUGGACAACGAGAGCAUUGUCUGAGACAGUGGUGGAAGAGAGUGAUACCAAACCAGCAUUUGGGAAAAUGAAUGGCUCCAUGGACAAGAAAUCCUCCACGGUCAGUGAGGAUGUGGAAGCCACUGUUCCCAUGCUGCAGAGAACAAAGUCUCGAAUUGAGCAAGGGAUUGUGGACAGGUCUGAGACUGGUGUCCUGGACAAAAAGGAAGGUGAGCAAGCCAAAGCACUCUUUGAGAAAGUGAAAAAGUUCCGUACUCAUGUGGAAGAGGGAGACAUAGUUUAUCGCCUGUACAUGAGACAGACCAUAAUCAAAGUAAUCAAGUUCAUGCUGAUAAUUUGCUAUACUGUGUACUAUGUUAACAACAUAACGUUUGAUGUAGACUGUAAAGUGGACAUCGAGAGCUUGACUGGCUACAGGAUGUACCGCUGUGCUCAUCCUUUGGCCACUCUCUUCAAAAUCUUAGCCUCUUUCUACAUCAGUCUGGUGAUUUUCUAUGGUUUGAUUUGCAUGUACACACUGUGGUGGAUGUUGAGGCGGUCACUCAAGAAAUACUCUUUUGAGUCCAUCCGAGAGGAGAGCAGUUACAGUGACAUUCCUGACGUGAAAAAUGACUUUGCUUUUAUGCUCCAUCUGAUCGAUCAGUAUGACCCCCUCUACUCCAAGCGCUUUGCUGUCUUUCUGUCAGAGGUGAGUGAGAACAAAUUGCGGCAGCUGAACCUCAACAAUGAGUGGACUUUGGAGAAACUGCGCCAGAGGAUCACCAAAAACUCUCAGGAUAAGCUGGAAUUGCAUCUUUUCAUGUUGAGUGGCAUUCCUGACACGGUUUUUGACCUCAUUGAGUUGGAGGUCUUGAAGCUGGAGCUUAUCCCUGAUGUCACCAUUCCCCCCAGCAUUGCUCAGCUCACCAGCCUUAAGGAACUGUGGCUCUACCACACAGCUGCCAAAAUUGAGGCCCCAGCCCUUGCCUUCUUGAGGGAGAACUUGAAAUCUCUCCACAUCAAGUUCACAGACAUUAAGGAGAUUCCUCUUUGGAUCUAUAGCCUGAAGACACUAGAGGAGCUUCACCUGACAGGGAAUUUGAGCGCUGAGAACAACCGGUACAUUGUGAUAGAUGGACUGAGGGAGCUGAAGAGGCUGAAGGUGUUGAGGAUGAAGAGUAACCUCACCAAGCUGCCACAGGUGGUGACAGAUGUUGGUGUGCAUCUUCAGAAGCUUUCCAUCAACAAUGAGGGCACCAAGCUCAUUGUCCUCAACAGCCUUAAGAAGAUGGUCAACCUGACAGAGCUUGAGCUGAUCCGGUGUGACUUGGAACGCAUUCCUCACUCUAUCUUUAGCCUCCACAAUCUGCAGGAAAUAGACCUGAAGGACAACAACCUAAAGACCAUUGAGGAAAUCAUCAGCUUCCAGCACUUACAUCGUCUCACUUGCCUUAAACUGUGGUACAACCACAUUGCCUACAUCCCCAUGCAGAUAGGCAACCUGACCAACUUAGAACGCCUUUACCUGAACCGUAACAAGAUAGAAAAGAUCCCUACCCAGCUCUUCUAUUGCCGAAAACUUCGGUACUUGGAUCUCAGCCACAACAACUUAACUUUGAUACCACCAGAUGUUGGACUUCUUCAAAACCUGCAGAAUCUGGCUGUGACAGCCAACAGGAUUGAGAGUCUCCCACCAGAGCUGUUCCAGUGCAGGAAGCUGAGAACGUUGCACCUGGGAAACAACGUGCUGCAGUCACUGCCCUCCCGGGUGGGAGAGCUGACGAAUCUGUCGCAGAUAGAGCUGCGAGGGAACCGCCUGGAGUGCCUGCCCGUGGAGCUGGGAGAGUGCCCGCUGCUGAAACGCAGCGGGCUCGUGGUGGAGGAGGACCUGUUCAACACCCUGCCCUUGGAAGUCAAGGAGCGCCUGUGGAGGGCAGACAAAGAGCAAGCUUGAACUCCUGAGAAAAGGGAAAAGCCUCUGAUCAACUAGAAGGAAGCAAAAGGCCAUUUCAGUCCCCUUUCACCCAAAUGCUCCCCUCUCUCCAUUCCAAUUACUAUCGAACUGGCCAAGGAGUCCUUGACAAACAUGACUCUGAAUGAGUCAGCUUCUUGCCUCAGAUGCAGGAUGGGGGAGUCUUGGGAUCAGGAUAAGGAUCAAGACAGAUUAAUUGGCCUCUGAGCAGGGCCCAGGGGGAAUGCAAGGUGUUGCUGUUCUUCUGGACAGGAAUUGGGGUGAGCUAGAUGGUGCUGGUGAGAAGAAAUGACCUUUGAAUGGAGGAGAAAAUGAAUGUGGGGAUUGCUGCAUUACUCCCAAUAGGGCUUAUAUGUGUCAGGGACCGAGGGAGUCCAGUGCCCUGCAAGCAAAGAUCAAGAGACAAGGAAAUCUCUUGAACCUUCAUCUCUGUGACAGCUGGUGCUGCUCCCCUCUGACUCAGAUUCAGUCAGUGUAGCCCCAGAUUGGGGUGGGAUAGGACACAGACAGCUGAUUUUUAUCUAGAUGCUGGCAUUAGGAUUUGGGAGAUAAACAUCUCGCAGCUGCUUGAAGGCAGAAUUUGUUGGUUUUUUACUAAUUUUCUUUCCCCUUUGCACACUCCCCACCUUCCCCUCUGCCCCUGGAGAAGGAACCAAACUAUCUGCUCCUUUAAGAUUGCACUACUGUAAUGGUUUCAAGUCACUUGUGCGGGUGAGUAGAUCCCAGCAUCCUUCUCCAGCUGAUGUCCUGGAGGCACUAACUGACACAAUUCCAGAGCUUUAGCUUGUUCUGAAAUGGAUGGUUAUAGUGCAAGUGGGAGAUCUGGACAAAAAGCAGUUGGACUGUCUAAUCUACUCUCAUCGAGUUGCUUCAGGAUCUGGCUUUUAGUUCCAAGCUACUUUUUAAUUGCAGGUAUUUUGUUGCAUAUCAAGCAGGAAUGUACAAGUGGCCAGUGUGUUGAUGUAAGGCUCUCAUGGGGUUGGAGAGGAAAUUCGGGUUUCCUCUGCACCUCUUGUCCCCCAUCCUGCCUUCCCCCACAAUUAAGUUGUUAAAUUAAAGUUGUUCGUUGCUCUGCCAGUGUUUUUUAUGGAUGAAGUCUAGAGAGCUGCUUGAGUGUUCUCUUCUGUUGUUCCCCUCACUUUAACUGCUGACAGUUCCUGUUACACCUCUUGACCUAAAUAGGAGGUUAAUGCUGAUUGAACCUGGUGCUGGAAAAGAAACCUUGUCCUCCUGUUUCUUCCCUUUUCAUUCCCUCAGUGUUGAGGAGAAUGAGAAUCCUCUGUGGACUGAGCUCUUCUGGCUUCCUGGAACAGAGCAGCCUUUACUGAAACAAGUUUGACCUGUUUGGUAGUAUUUGACAAAAAAACCCCUCAACCUUCUGGGCUGGCAGAGGUAGAUAAUGUGUAACAGUUACUGAUUAUCAUGUCCUGAGGUGGGGUGGUUCAGAUGCCUCCAGGACACAAAGGUCUUCGUUCUUCCAUCAGAAGGAGGAGGAGGUGCCUGGACCUACAGGUCCUGGCUGUGACAUUCUCCAUCAGACCAGCAGGUCGUCUCCAAGGUGCAGUGCUGGAAGCUGGGACAUGAGAAGUUUGGAGCCUCCCAUGUGUACAAAGGGGGAAGCUACAUCCAGCUCCAGAGUGAUUCCUGACAAGCUGCCAGUGAGUGCCCUGGCUUAUCCACCUGGCUUGUGGUGAUCCCGUGGAUGUUGGGGCAAUAAGGCACAGUGUGGGUCUCUUCAUCAGAUGUAAGAUAUGAAAUAUAUAUAUAUAUACACACUAAAUAUGCUGAAACCAUGAACAAUGUUAACUGGACUCUGGAUUUAUUGAUGUUCAGAUGCUUAAAUAAAGCUACAUUAAAAUCA
Hirundo rustica (Barn swallow) is the source of this 4758-nucleotide messenger RNA. RefSeq names its product leucine rich repeat containing 8 VRAC subunit A (gene LRRC8A). Bases 447 to 2879 code for a protein of 810 amino acids. The record is from RefSeq and is a predicted model, not a curated record. The transcript is spliced from 4 exons. Gene Ontology annotation, molecular function: protein binding. Lineage: Eukaryota; Metazoa; Chordata; Aves; Passeriformes; Hirundinidae.